CCCCACAAUUGCUACUGUAACUAGAGCUGACAGACUGAGCCAGUUUCGGUUUAUGCCAUUAUCGAGUUCCAUCAUUGCAUAGAUCGUCUUGUGCGGUGGUUGAAGUUUCACAUCGGAGUGUUCUAUGCUAUGGCAGCUUGCUUCCUUCCAGGCUUAAGAUAAAGGCUUCACCAUAAAGAUUUCAGCUCAGCUCGUGUAGUCCUCUUACUGUGGUUUUGCUUGAAGCACUGGGGUUUCCGGCUUCAAUCGUAUUCCUUGAUCUUUUGUGGUUUCCGUUGUCUUGGCAUCUUUCAAUCCCUUCAGUACGAUUUAGACCGCGCUGAUGUACUUGAGUUUGUGCAACUUGCAGUCAUCCGUAUUACUUGGCUUCAGUUGGUAGACUUGUGUUUUGAGUGUGUAGUGGCAAAUUUCUUGCACCCAAAUCCGGGUUUUAUUCAUCGCUUUUCUUCUUGAAGAACGUUUGACAAGUGACGAUCUUGGAGCAUACUGGUCUGAGGUGACUGUUCUUUUCUUAUUUGGUGUCCGUGGAUAUCAACGCUGGCCACUUACGGGAAGAAGAGUGUCACUUCCUCACAAACGCCCGGUUUGUCCCAGUGGACAUCACGGCUUUGCAAAUCGAUCACCGUGUCCGUAUGAGUGAAAACCUCUACCUCGCAGGAAUUCAACAAUCUCAACUCUUCUCGUCUUCUCCCUCUUUGCACGGCGGCCGGGGGGCCACCCCUAGUGAAGGCGGUCGUCCCUCAGACCUCUCUGCUCUAGCCGGAGGAGGUUGGCACUUCACCUUUUCCCUGUGUGCAGUUCUCUCAGGGAACGCACCAGGAUCUCCAUUCUUCUUUGCCGAAAGCGAAGGAGAAAAGGAGGACAGAACCUUCGAAAAUGUUGACCAUCAGGAGGGUGGAAACUCUGGUUUCCAUCAACCAGCAACUAGAUCAAGCUCCUGGAUGCGGUCGGGAUUGCCUCGGCAACUGCUGCAUUCCUGGAGCUAAGUUGCCGCUUUACACUUUCGGAGUCAAAAAAAAUUCAAGCCUUCACAAGGGAGUGCACACCAACAAUGGAGAUCACUGUAUACCGGGUGGUGUGGGAAAACCGAAUGGCUAUGGAAUUGACGAUUCUCAGCAAGAGAAUUAUUUUCUGGAUGAGUUGCUCCUUGCACAGUGGGAGGAUCGCAUGGUCCGGGGGCUUUUCCGCUAUGACGUAACAGCCUGUGAAACAAAGAUGCUGCCUGGAGAGUAUGGUUUUAUUGCACAGUUGAAUGAGGGUAGACACUCACAGAAACGCCCCACAGAGUUUCGCGUUGACCAAGUUCUUCAAGCUUUCGAUCCGAAGAAGUUCAACUUCACCAAAGUAGGACAAGAGGAGGUCUUGUUCCAGUUUGGGCCUAGUGAAGAUGAAGUCAGUGAUUAUUAUGAGAAGGCUCCAGUGCUAGCCAGUCCGAACGUGAUUGCCAUUAAUGUUAGCCCUAUCGAGUAUGGUCAUGUUCUGCUGGUUCCUCGAGUGUUGGACCGCUUACCACAACGAAUUGAUCAGGACUCAUUCUUACUGGCUUUGCACAUGGCUGCUGAGGCAAACAAUCCGUAUUUCCGCCUAGGUUACAACAGCUUGGGUGCAUUUGCCACAAUCAACCACUUGCAUUUCCAGGCCUACUAUCUGGCAGCUCCCUUUCCGAUUGAAAGAGCACCUACUGUGCGAAUCCCCUACGGCAGAAAGAAAGGUGGUGUCAAAGUGUACGAGCUUACCGAGUUCCCUGUCAGGGGCCUCGUCUUCGAGAUCUGCAACAGCAUGGAAGAUCUCUCUGAAGCUGUCGCUAACGCCUGCAUCUAUCUUCAAGAUAACAACAUCCCUUACAAUGUUCUCAUCGCCGAUCGGGGCUCCAGGGUGUUUCUCCUCCCUCAGUGCUUUGCUGAGCGACAAGCCCGAGGUGAAGUUGACCAAGAGAUUCUCGACACCCAAGUCAACCCUGCCGUGUGGGAGAUAAGCGGACACAUUGUGCUCAAGAGGAGGAAGGAUUACGACAUGGCCACCGAGGACUAUGCCUGGAAGUUACUGGCUGAGGUCUCCCUUCCACAAGAGCGGUUUGACGAAGUGAAAGCAGAAUGCUUGAAGGCGGCUUUUGACGGAUGUCACCAGGGAGAUGUUGUGAACGUAGGAGCUUGCAAUGGCAUCGAGAAUGGCAACCACAAAGCCAGUGUGAAGGACAGUUUCAAGACCAGCUCUAUGGAUUCUAUUGUGCCUGGAGAAGGGGUCGGUGUGGAAGGUUAGGAGGGUUGGCCUUUUCGUCUCGACUCAGUUCAGCGACACUUGACUAUGGCCGCGUCUGUAUGUGUUAUAUGAUCUCUGUUAUGUACUUGUAUGUCGAAGUUUUUCUUGUUUGGUUUUGCCAGGAACCAUAUUUCACAUGUAUCCUGUACCAUAAGUUGGAGCUUGAGUAAGAAGUGGGUCUCAUUCCUUCAAGCAGACUACUCAAGAACUCUUAACAAUUUUUGUCACCCUUUUGGUUGGCGAACAUUUUUUAAUAUGUAGAUUCUACCAAGAUACUAGACACUGUUUUAUAUUGUCUACACGUGUAUGCUCACUUUUGGUACGACAGUUGAAUCAUGAAUGCCUCUACUUUUAAGUAUGAGAUUCAUCUCUAUUGUACUUUCUAGCGAUUUGGUGGAUUAAUAAAACUUUCAUCGUCACUGCGAUGUGACCAUGUUUAUUACUCUUUGAAAAA
Molecule: messenger RNA, 2713 nt
Organism: Physcomitrium patens
Lineage: Eukaryota; Viridiplantae; Streptophyta; Bryopsida; Funariales; Funariaceae
Product: GDP-L-galactose phosphorylase 2
Biological process (GO): glucose metabolic process
Cellular component (GO): cytoplasm
Molecular function (GO): GDP-D-glucose phosphorylase activity
Source: RefSeq, a predicted model, not a curated record